AUGUCUGCUGCAGCCAGAGGUGCCCGUGCCGCGUUGGCAGACGUCCCCAUGCGGGCUUUCACCGAGCCGCGGGCCGCGCAGGGCUCGUUUGAGGUGAGCGUUUCGCCGGAAGCUGCCGUGGUGGGGCACGGAGGGUCCGUCUGGAUAAACUGCAGCACCACAUGCCGGGAUCCUGGUGCCAGGGGCGGCAUUGAGACCUCGCUCACCAAAACCCCAAAUAGUGAAAAUGGAUCCAGGUGGGCAGCCUUUCGCCUCAUCAAAAUCACGGAGUGGGCGUCGACACUUAAAUGCUUCUUCAUGUGCGAUGGAGAUAUGAAGGUGGCGGCGCCUUUCAGCAGCACCCGGGUCUACGGGAUCCAAUUAACCGACCUGCGGGUGCUUCCCCCUCUGGCUCCAGGGGCGCCGGAGCGGGUGGUGCUGGAGCCGCUCCUCGAGAUGGAGCUGGGCCAGGCCUAUAACGUGACGUGCUGGGUUCUGAACGUGGCUCCCGUCACACACCUCACCGUGACCCUCCGCUGGGGGGGACAGACCCUGCACACGGAGACCUUCCAGAACCACACCGGGACCGGACCCGACAACAUCACAGUGAUCACGGAGAUCACCCCUCAGCGACGGGACCACGGGCAGGAGAUCAUCGAACGACACGGCCACUGCCCAGGGCGAGGUUCGGUCCCCGUCCCCGGGACAGCACCAGCUGAACUGCACCGUGUCCGUGGGGCCCGUGUCCAGAUCCACAGGGCAGAGCGUUCUCAUUUACCGUGA
Messenger RNA from Emys orbicularis (European pond turtle), 762 nucleotides. RefSeq names its product intercellular adhesion molecule 4-like. The record is from RefSeq and is a predicted model, not a curated record. Gene Ontology annotation, biological process: cell-cell adhesion. The transcript has 2 exons. Lineage: Eukaryota; Metazoa; Chordata; Testudines; Emydidae. The coding region runs from base 1 to 762 and encodes 253 amino acids. Gene Ontology annotation, molecular function: integrin binding. Gene Ontology annotation, cellular component: plasma membrane.